This is a messenger RNA of Rhincodon typus (whale shark), 1252 nucleotides long. RefSeq names its product low density lipoprotein receptor-related protein associated protein 1 (gene lrpap1). The transcript has 8 exons. Bases 16 to 912 code for a protein of 298 amino acids. The record is from RefSeq and is a predicted model, not a curated record. NCBI's taxonomy places the organism in Eukaryota, Metazoa, Chordata, Chondrichthyes, Orectolobiformes, Rhincodontidae. Gene Ontology annotation, cellular component: rough endoplasmic reticulum lumen; endoplasmic reticulum; plasma membrane. Gene Ontology annotation, molecular function: heparin binding; lipase binding; very-low-density lipoprotein particle receptor binding. Gene Ontology annotation, biological process: negative regulation of receptor internalization; negative regulation of very-low-density lipoprotein particle clearance.
GAUAAAGAUUCUCCCAUGAAACAGUUACUGCUCCAGUUCUCUCCUGUGAAGCUAGCCGAGCUUCACAGUGACUUGAAAAUCCAGGAGAAGGAUGAACUGAACUGGAAGAAGUUGAAAGCCGAUGGGCUCGAUGAGGAUGGCGAGAAGGAAGCUAGGCUGCGACGUAACUUCAAUGUAAUCCUCACAAAGUACAGACUUGAUGGAAGGAAGGAUACUGAGUCUGUGGACACUAAUUAUCUGAGAGAGUCGAUGGAUUCCGAGAAUGAUGUGUUCGAUGAUCCAAAAUUGGAGAAAUUGUGGAAUAAGGCAACAACAUCUGGAAAAUUUAGCGAUGAUGAGGUUCGAAAGCUGCGUCGAGAGUUCCAACACCACCAGGAUAAAGUCCAGGAGUACCACAUCCUGAGAGAGACUGUCAGCAGGAAUGAAGACAUUUAUCAGAAUGUGAUCAGCCCUUCGGAAGCCCAUGUGAAAGAAGAUUUGCUCCACUCCAAACAUGCAGAGCUGAAGGAUAAGCACCGUAAUGUUCAAGCAAGUUUUGAGCGUUUGCGCAAACUCAUUCACCAUGGUUAUGAUGAGGACAGUGAUUUUUCUGAGCCAAGAGUGCUUGAACUGUGGGAUAUGGCAAAGCGGUCAAAUUUCACUGAGGAUGAGCUAGAUUCCAUUAAGGAGGAACUGAAGCACUUUGAGACAAAGAUUGAGAAGCACCAGCAUUAUCAAGAACAGUUAGAUUUAUCCCAUCAGAAGCUGAAACAUGUGGAGACAAUUGGGGACAAGGAACACUUAUCCAGGAACAAGGAGAAGUAUGCAAUGCUAACGGAAAAGACAAAGGAACUUGGGUACAAGGUCAAGAAACACAUGCAAGAUCUUCUGGCUAGAUUGUCAAAGGGAGGGCUAAACCACAAUGAACUAUGAUUCCUGUUCUGCCUAAAACCUGGAACUGCUGUAUUUCUAUAGCUGGAAGAUACAAUUAACAGUUGUUUAGACUGGAUAUAAGUCACCAGGUUUUAAUGGAUGCACUCGACCAUAACUUAAUUUCUGUGAUGAUUCGCCUCUUUUGUACAAAUCAUUGGAAACACCAGAAUUGGAGCACAAUCAAAAAGCUUGUUAUAUUCUGUUACUCGUACUGAACUACAUGCUGUUAAUGAAGGUGCUUCUUUACAUAACUGCUUUGAUUUGAAUUGAGUUUAUCAGGUCAUGAUGAAUCAUUUCCGUAAUGAAUGUGUUUUGUAAAUUAAACUCAUAAGUUUCUGUA